AUGCUACGCGCUGCUCGGCUCUGCGUGCGUACGCGUGCGUGUAGAGCGCGUCGCGUGCGUACUGAGAAACUCUUUGACGAUGCCGCACUGAAAAGGGCGAUGUGUGCGUUGAGGUCGCGCCUGAGAUUGUUCGGACUUAGGGUUGACCAGGGUUGGGGUGGUGGUGCGGGGUGGGGAGUGCUGAGCCCGAGGGUGGGUGGUGGGUUGGGAUUUGUGGGGUUGGACUGGUGCCAAUUGUGA
Molecule: messenger RNA, 240 nt
Organism: Anisakis simplex (herring worm)
Lineage: Eukaryota; Metazoa; Nematoda; Chromadorea; Rhabditida; Anisakidae
Source: the annotation of a GenBank genome assembly